GAUUGGAUUGGUUUAUUGGUUAUGAUCGUUGGAUCCAGCAAAUUAGCCUCGGUUACAGUUACAGUUACCGUGUUCAGCUAAACGUAUAUAUGAAUGAAUAUGUUUACAUAACACGGAAAUAAUAAAUUCAUAAAAUUUCUGGAGAUUAUCUCGCAGUUUGGAAUUCUAUUCGCCGAUAUAAAACGACAAGAAAUGUUCCUAUCAAAGCUACCACUUCUUCUCAGAAAUACUACUUUUGCUGCCAUACAACAUGAAUCAGGAUAUCCUGAUGUUCUCGUGCGUAAAUAUCUACGAAGUGAUAUAUCCUCCAUGAAACUUUUCAUGUCAACACAGCAACAGGAUGAACAGCAACAGGAUUCAUUGAAAGAACAGGUCUCUCUUUCGAUAAACACGGGCACACCAGAUAAAUUGUAUAAAAAAGUUGAAGUUGAAGUCAGGGGAAAUGAUCCAGCGGUAUUAAAGAGCUAUGGAGAAUUUGCAACGAUGGCUGCAAAUCAUUUGAAAAUCAACAUAGGUAGAAAUACAGCACCAUAUAAAGCUAUCCACGAACGCUGGACAGUAUUAAAAUCUGCUCAUGUUCAUAAAAAGCACCGGGUUCAGUAUGAAAUUAGGACUUACUAUCGCUAUCUAGACUUUUUAAAAUUGACUGGAUCGACAGCAGAUACUUUUCUAGAAUAUCUUCAAAGAAAUUUGCCAGAAGGAGUGGCUAUGAAAGUGACUAAGGUUGAGAUGGAGAAGUUGCCUGAGAGUAUAGCUGCAAUGGGUAAUACAUAAUUAUAUAAUAUGUAACUAUGAAUAAUUGUUGAUAUGAGGAUUGUAGAUAGUUUCAAUAUAAACUACAAAAAAUACA
Acromyrmex echinatior (Panamanian leafcutter ant) is the source of this 850-nucleotide messenger RNA. RefSeq names its product mitochondrial ribosomal protein S10 (gene mRpS10). Lineage: Eukaryota; Metazoa; Arthropoda; Insecta; Hymenoptera; Formicidae. The record is from RefSeq and is a predicted model, not a curated record. Gene Ontology annotation, cellular component: mitochondrion; mitochondrial small ribosomal subunit.